Molecule: messenger RNA, 1155 nt
Organism: Ostertagia ostertagi
Lineage: Eukaryota; Metazoa; Nematoda; Chromadorea; Rhabditida; Trichostrongylidae
Source: the annotation of a GenBank genome assembly
AUGCAGACUUUCCAGACCGCCGCCGUGGUCGGCCUGAUCGACAAUAUGUCGGGGCCUCUGAAGCAGUUAUCCAACCAGGCGAAGCAGGCCGCGAAGCAAAUAGAGCUGAUGAAGCUCGACGCUUCCGGCCUGAACCAGUACAAUCGCGGACUAGUCGACGCGAACUCCCAGGCGAGGCAGCACCUUUCGCAUCUCCACUCCAUCAAGGCGGCGUGGCGUGAGGUCGGCGGCAUCGUUGCGGGGGUCGCGUCGAGCUACGCGCUGCACAAGGCGGCGGACGCCGUCAAGAAUUACAUCCCGCUCGAACGCGAGAAUCGCUACAUGCGAGCGGUCGGCGUCCAGCGCGACGAGAACGGGAAGAUCAGCGGCUACGGGUAUAGCCAGUCUGAGAUGGCUGGCCUGCUCGCGCAACAGCGGCGCGGCGCGUUCGAUUACGGCGAAAGCCCGAUUGACGUAGCUCACGCGCAGAUGGCGUUCGCGCAGCGGCAAAUCUCGGCGCGUACCUCGCAGAUCAUGACCGACCAAGCGCUCAUCCUGUCGAAGGCGCUCGGCACGUCGGUCAAAGACGCGGCGGUGAUCCUCGAAGGCUCGAUCUUCGCGAAGGGUCACUCGCACGAAUUAGAGGGCGAUCCGUCGAAGGCCAAAGCCAUCGCCAAGCGGUAUGCCGACAUCGCCGCCGUCAUGUCUAAGUCCGGCGCGAUGACUGCCGAGGACAUCACGCAGUUCGGCAAGUAUGCCUACUCGGGCGCGAGCGCGGCAGGCAUCUCGGACACCACGGUCGCCGCCAUCGGUAUGGCGUUGAAACGCGCGAACAUGCCGGGCCAAGAGUCCGGUACGAUGGUUCGGCAGUUGGCGUCGCGUGUUCUGUCGCCGACGCGAGAAGGCCGCCAGUCGGCUAUCGCGAACGGUAUCGACAUCGACUCGUUCAGCACGCACGGCCAUCUCGACGCCGAGGGCCUGAGCGGCCUGGUGCGCGAACGGUUCGGCAAGACCAUCAAGGGUGCGACGCAGAAGGCGAUCAACGAUGAGCUGACCAACGAGGACAGCGACAUCGCGGGCAACAAGGGCAAGUUCGUCGAGUUCAUCACGAACAAGCUCGAAAAAGAGAUGGACAUCACGAAGCCUCGCGACCGCGAACGUCUGGCGAAGGCUGCC